This is a messenger RNA of Panicum virgatum (switchgrass), 3716 nucleotides long. RefSeq lists its product as uncharacterized. Gene Ontology annotation, biological process: phosphatidylinositol phosphate biosynthetic process; protein localization to plasma membrane. Gene Ontology annotation, cellular component: plasma membrane. The record is from RefSeq and is a predicted model, not a curated record. NCBI's taxonomy places the organism in Eukaryota, Viridiplantae, Streptophyta, Magnoliopsida, Poales, Poaceae. The transcript has 4 exons. Bases 21 to 1442 code for a protein of 473 amino acids.
UGCCGGGGCCCAAUAAUAAAAUGAAUGCCGUCGCAUCCACGUUCCACCUACCAACCUGCUGCUGCCUCCAGACAGCUGCGGAGAGCCCGGGGAGAUCUCAUCUUGGCUUGGGCUUCUCCGCCGCCGUCGCCGCCAUGCCUCCGUCCCCAUCCUCCGCCGGCGCGGGCGCCGCCUCGCCGUCCCCCUCCGCCUCCGCAUCAGCCUCAGCCUCGGACCCGACCCCGUCAUGGUGGGAGUCGGUCUCGCAGGCGCGGUCCCGCAUCCAGGCGCUCUCCUCCAUCCUGCCCCCGGCCGCGUCCCAGGACGUCGCGGCGCUGGCGGACUCCGAUCGCCCCGCGCGCGCGCUCCUCCGGUCGCCCGCCGCCUACGCGGCGCUCUCCGACGCGCUCCGCGCGGGCGGGGGUGCCGACGACCCCGCCUGCCACUGGCUCUACGACACGCUCCUCUCCGCUGACCCCGACCUCCGCCUCGCCGCGCUCGCGUUCCUGCCCCUACUGGCGGCGCUCUACCUCCGCCGCCUCCCGCCCGAGCUACCCUCGUCGCUCUCCGGCUUCGAGGCGGUGCUCCUCGCCGUCUACUCCUCUGAGGCCAAGAAUCGUCAGGGGAAGCCCGUCCUCGUCCAGGUCCCGGACCUCUCCGUCCCCUCGCUCUACCACACGCCGGCGUCCAGCCCCAGCUCCAAGUCCCCUCGCCGGCCGCAGCCCCCGCCGAUCCCCCCUCCACAGGCAACUCCCGUGGUGGGUGUGCUCUCACCACCGUUGGAGCCGCAGGCUGCUGUGAAGUCCACGAAGCGCGCUGGGAUAAUUGGGGUCGCGUUCGAAGCUUACUAUUCCAAGAUUCUGCAGAUGCCUGCUGCAUCGAAGGUGGAUGCCUGCAAUGCUGUGGCGGCGUGGGCGGGGCAGUACUGCAAAUGCCGUUUUGAGCUUGAUGACAAGGAGCUGGAGGAAGAGGAAGGAGACUCUCUGGGGUCUGUGUCACCAAUGUCAUCAGAGGCUGAGAAUGGGAAGGAAUUGGAGGAGGAACUGGCAGGGAUGCACAUCAAUGGAGAUACCAGUGGGCGGAAUUGCCGUGAGGAUUAUGACAAGGAGGCAAGGGUGCCGCUACCCUGGGAGCUGCUCCAGCCGGUGAUGAGGGUUCUUGGGCACUGCUUGCUUGCACCGCUGAACCCAGUCGAGGUGCGGGAUGCAGCUGCAGGCGCUGUGAGGGUUGUCUAUGCUCGUGCAUGUCACGACCUUGUGCCACAGGCGAUCUUAGCAGCCCGGAGCUUGAUUGAGCUUGACAAGAGUGCACGGAAGGCUGCAAAGGCAGCAGCUGCGGCGGCUUCUGGGACAAUUGUGGCUGCUGGCACUGCUGGAAGCACUGCGUCGAGCUCGAGGCCAAGUUCAAAGCCAAACACACCCAGCAAGCAGCGCAAGCCUGACACACUACUCGUGUCCAAAUGAACUCAACUGUAUCCAGGGAGUGUUUGCAUGGUGGUAACGUGUUUCUUUCAGAUGAUUAUUGCCUAUGUGUGCAACUUGAAUAUCUGUGAAAGUUAAGUAGACCUUGCAAUGUGGGAAAACUGUAAUAUGGCUGGAUGACAAUUGGCUGAAGUUUCCAACUUGCCGUUGUAUUUUUUUUUUUUUUUGGUUAGCAUUUAUAUGAAACUAGAGAAAGCAACUAGGGUUAAAUAUUUUACCACUUUACCAGUUACUACUGGAUCUUGUGCUAUACUACCAUUGCACAUUGCCAUGUUGUAUGCAUUUUCUGUGUCUAUCUGCAGAAGCAGAUUUAUCCUGCAGUUACAGAGAUGAUUAGCAUCCAAUAAUAUGUCAUUUCUGUAACUAUCAAUAUACAAAGGUCCUUAGUUUUUUUGGCGUUGUUGAAUCACGAAUAUGACACACCAUCAUCUUGUUUCUUUUCUCAUGGAAAAACAUUGUAAUUACUGUAAACAACUGUAUGCGCCAGUCAUUCAUCACUCAGGAUGAUUCCGACCGUGACUACAUGGUUAGACAAAUGAAGAAGUAUGGCAUCCCUGUUCUGAACUAUGCUGGUGAACGUACAAGGACAUGGCCGCUAAACAUUACUCCAGAGUUAAGCAGAUUGGACCAAGCAUUUGUCCCUAUUUUUUCCAUCCUCUUUUCUAACUUUUAUUCAUGCACGCUAACCAUCUUCCCUUGUUCCUGAUUAUUAUGGUCACUCCUUUUUGUGAUAUCACCAAUCCUAAUGUUUUCUUGAUAUUCACACUUAAAGCAUGCCUGGGAACUGCGCGAUAGUAAUAUUGACUGUUCUGUUUAUUCUCCUAUGGCAGAUGAAGCAACUUGGGAUUUACUCCCGACUUGAUCAAGAAUUUAAUGCCCCUGAUGCUGUAAAAGAGGUUUUGAUUAGUCAGGCGAUUUUGGAUGAUUCGGUAUAACUACAUUUGUUGUGUUCAUAAAUCUGUACCAUAUUAUUACUCCCUCCAGUUACAACAGAUUGUCUUUUUGGACAUUGGCAUGGUCCUUAGAAAUAACUUUCACUACUAAUUUCUUCUAGAAUAUAUCUCCAAAUCACAGCAAAUUAUAUGAUUAUGAGACCUUUGUUGUUACAAAUUUACCCGUACCAUUAUCAGAUGUUCGAUUUCAGUGCACAAAUUGUAAUUCGUGAUCACAGUUUUGAUAAGCUAAACAGUUUACUGAAUGGAAUAAAUGAACCUUGCACUCAAAAUGUUGUUUUUUUUAAUCUCAUUGACGCCCUUUAUAUGUUUAUUUAGUACAAGAUACAGAUGAAACUCAUCGCAGAGAAAAUGAGGUAUCAAAGAUAGCUAUUUCGGACUUUUGGACUCCGGAUAACCAUUACCGUUGGUCCAAAUCGAGAUAUGGUGGCCAUAUUUCAGGAUUCGUUGAUGCAGUCCAUCCUUGACUUUUUGUGUCCAGUAUGUGCUAUAAUCUCUGCCUUGAUAAAUUUGUCAUUUAUAUAAUUCACCUGUCAUUUGUUAUUCUUGUCAGUCUUACACGCAGAUCUUGAUGUAAGCGACAUCGAAAAUCUUCAACUUCAGAAAGAACAACACAAAAAGAAUAUUGAAGGAAUGAAUGAAGCUAUAACAAAGUUUCGGAAGAAACAGAGGCAUUUAGAAGAUGAAGAGGCAAAUAUACUCAAGCAAAAGGAAGAAAUUAUUAACAUGAUGAGGUUCCAAAAGAAGACACGAGAAGAAAGACAAAGUCGUGUUGAUAUGAGAAGGAGACUGCUUGAAGACUUAUUCCAAGAGGAUGAUGUGGAAUCCAGCACAAGAAAAGCUGGUUGAUCAGGUGGCUAAGUUAAAUGACAAGAGGUUUCAAGCAAUGAUAAAACUUAAGUUCCAUUUCAAUUGCCUUAGGAUUUGCUUACUGAAACUGUUGCUCUCAAAUGGAGUCACACAGAAAAGCACAUGGCUUCCAUUGAACUCGAUGCAAAGGUAUGUCCUCAAUUACAUUUGCAAAAGUAGAAUUCUUAGAAGGGAUUUCCUUUGCAUACUACAUUUCAAAAUAUAAGGCAUGGUUUGGCUUGUGGCUGGUGACAACAAAAUUAUAAUACUUGUAACAUGAAUCUGGCGGUACUACUUCCGUGUCACAAAACCAACAAAUUGUUAUGCUUGUUUGUAAAAAGCCAUAAAGUUUGAAUCUUGAAUAACAUGCACGAAAUGAACAGUCAAUAAGUUGUGAAGUGUGUACAUGAACAGUUGGAUGUGAAUAUUGGAGAGAAUCACCGGGCAGUUUUUA